Molecule: messenger RNA, 2538 nt
Organism: Tachysurus fulvidraco (yellow catfish)
Lineage: Eukaryota; Metazoa; Chordata; Actinopteri; Siluriformes; Bagridae
Gene: igsf5a
Product: immunoglobulin superfamily, member 5a
Exons: 9
Coding region: 428-1483 (351 amino acids)
Biological process (GO): cell-cell adhesion
Source: RefSeq, a predicted model, not a curated record
GCAUUUACAGUGUUUACAUGCCAGGGAAGGGUGUAACAUACAAACCUUGUAGCAAACAUGACACUUCAUAGUCAUCUUCCAUCUUGACAAGCAACUUGGGCAUGUUGACGUUUGUGUAAUCGGCGAAACAAAUGACGUUCCUCCCUCCAGUUUUGGUAUGACCUGAGCUGCAUGCAAAGCAGAGAGGCUAAACAGGUACCACACCUCUCUACUCUCACUUGUCUCAUAUGUCUGAUAAGAAGAACGUUGGACUUUGGCCUACUUUCGGCACAAUUUCACGAGAUACAUGAAAGAACAUUUUAUUUAUGCCUGCUCGGAUAUGAAUCAGAAGGAAAAACUUGACUCUUCCUGUCUCUCCUUUGUUCUUAAAUAAUCCCCUGGAUUGAUUUUUGGGAUUUGAAUAUUGGGUGAGAGCCACUGAAGAAACAUGGACACAUUCACGCUUGCGGCUAUCCUGCUUUUCUUCACAGGGAGUGUAAGUGCUCAAGUGCUGGUACCUCUUAACACAACAGUGCUUCUUAACUCUAAUGCCAGGUUUAACUGCAGCGUUUCAACAUCCGGAUGGGUUGCCAUGACCUGGACAGUGAACGGACGCUUAGCCCUCAUUGUUUCAGAACAAUCAGGCCCGCUCGUUAGUGACGCCAAUUACACUGCCACAAACUACACCACAGUAGGACAAUACAAAUGGGAGUUUUUGAUGAAGAACGUCACAACAGCCAGUGCUGGAAUAGUGGGAUGUCAGAUCCAGAACAACCUGCCUGUCAAUGCUGUACUGACUGUCCAGCAGAGUGGCACAGUGGUGAUUACAGGGUCAAACCGCACAGCUACACAAGGAGAUCAGGUCACGUUCCAGUGUAUGGCAAGCAACUGGUCACCUGCGGCACAGAUCUCCUGGGCGGUCAAUGGCACACUGGUUGAUAAAGGGCAGUAUAACACAAGCUCAGUGGCAAACGGGGCUCUCAUGAACUCCAGCAGCAACCUCACAAUCACCGCCACAACAAAUGUUUCUGUGGACUGUCUGGCCUCCAUUUCUACUCUCCCAUCUCCUGCAAUCAGCACUGUUUUCCUCACCGUCCAGAAGGCCGUGCCACCGACGCCCAGGGACCAGACCGUGUUGAUAGCAAUCACCGUGGCCUUCAGCCUGGCUGCACUUUUAGCACUCCUCAUCAUUCUCAUCGUCUUCUGCUGUAAGAGACAGAGGAAAAAGAGAUCAAGGUAUCAGGAAGAAGUGAGAGCACGCUCUCUGUCUCAAAGACAGCAAGCCACUUACGCCAGGAGAGGACGGGGACAAGAGAACUUAGGAUAUGUUGAAGAAGCUCCCAGUGUUGAUAACCGUGAUGGAGUGUACACCAUCGGUGGCUUUCAGCGAGACAAUAUUCAGGUUCAUGCAGUGAACUCGACCCGAUACGGUGACGAUCUUUCUUACGGCGACGGUUAUUCCUUCAACGGGCUCCAAAAACACAGACACUUGACUAUCGUCUAAACAGACACAAGAGUGUAGAUGCACAGAAAUCUUAACUUAUUGUGAAAGAGAUAUUUGUGUGUUCAUUGGUGUACUGAAUGCAAAAAAAAACUGACUGUAUUUGAAACUUUUAAUACGAAGUGUUUAUUUUUGUCAGAAAAUGUUUCGUAACACUGCAUUGUGUAUAAAAAUGCGCUGUGAGACGCAAACAAGCUCGAACAACCUGUUUACAUGUACAGAUCUCAUCCACUGCACUUUGAGGUGGCAACUCUUUUGAAUAAUUCGUGCUUUCUUGAAUGGAAACACGGACACGUGGUACAUUUGAGGAGCAGAAGCCAAAGCUGGGGUCAGUGUUCUUAUCAGGCAUUGGAAGAAUGCUCUGAAAGUGGAACGUGGCGUCUCUGGAAAUCAUGUUGGAGAAUGGAUACAGUGGCACAGGAGCGAGCGAGGAAGCAGGGAGUCGGUUUACAAAAUGAACAAUUAUGUGAUCGGGUAAUGAAGGAAAGUGGCAAAUUAAAUGUAUAGGAAUGCACUUAGUUAGACAUAGACCAGCUGGGAAAGAUGUAAAAUGGUGGUCUUGGUCUAGGCGGAGGACAUCGCCAAGGAAUCUUAUCUCAUUCUCUCGGGGUCAGCGGCGUUAAUCUGUUUUAGUAUUUUUUUUUAACUCCUGGACAAUGCCAUCCUUCACCAGCAAUUGUGUUUCACUCUGUAAUAUGGUUUUAAUCCGUAAACAAGUCGCUGUCUCUGAAAACAGCCCAGAUUCUUUGUUAUACAGUAAAAAUGUUGCAUGGUGUCCUAACUCCAUCUGACGAGUACAUUUAUUUUAAUCUGUAUGCUAGCUGCUAGUCACUUACUUGAAUAAUCUACAAGAAGGAUGUUCUCUCAGUUCUCUAAACACCUCCUAACUUUUAGGACUAAACUUACUACCAAACUCUAGUGUUUAAAAUCUAUCAUUCGUCAUUCGUUAUUUCUUUCCCAAUAAAACCAUCAGGGAUACAGUUUUUUUAAAAGCUUUCUUCAUAAAUUGUUGUGGAUAUUUUUUGCUACUUCCAAUAAAAUGAAUCUGAAAAACCUCA